AUGUGGAAGAUGCGGACGCUGCUGGGUCUCCUGAAAGGCUGCUACUGCUGCUGCUGCUUCGUCCUGCUGCUGCCGCCGCCGCUGUGGGUCAGCCUGGCGGCGGCCAAGCAGCUGCUCCGCUACCGGCUGGCCGAGGAAGGGCCGGCCGACAUCCGCAUCGGCAACGUGGCGUCGGACCUGGGCAUCGUGACCGGCUCGGGCGACGUGACGUUCAGCCUGGAGUCCGGCUCGGACUACCUGAAGAUCGACAACAUGACGGGCGAGCUGAGCACCACCGAGCGGCGCAUCGACCGCGAGAAGCUGCCGCAGUGCCAGAUGAUCUUCGACGAGAACGAGUGCUUCUUGGACUUCGAGGUGUCGGUCAUCGGGCCCUCGCAGAGCUGGGUGGACCUCUUCGAGGGCCGGGUCAUCAUCCUGGACAUCAACGACAACACGCCCACCUUCCCCUCGCCCGUGCUGACCCUCACCGUCGAGGAGAACCGCCCGGUGGGCACGCUCUACCUGCUGCCCACCGCCACCGACAGGGACUUCGGCCGCAACGGCAUCGAGCGCUACGAGCUGCUGCAGGAGCCCGGCGGCGGCGGCGGCGGCGGGGGCGACCGUCGGGGCGGCGGGGGCGCGGGCUCGGCGUCCGCCUCCGCCGCCUCGGACGGCGCCCUCUACCCCGGGGGUAGCAAGCGGCGGCAGGAGGGCGAGGGCGCGGCCCGGAGCAGCGUCUUCGAGCUGCAGGUGGCCGACACCCCCGACGGGGAGAAGCAGCCGCAGCUGAUCGUCAAGGGGGCGCUGGACCGCGAGCAGCGGGACUCGUACGAGCUGAGCCUGCGGGUGCGCGACGGCGGGGACCCGGCGCGCUCCUCGCAGGCCAUCCUGCGGGUGCUGAUCACCGACGUGAACGACAACAGCCCCCGCUUCGAGAAGAGCGUCUACGAGGCCGACCUGGCCGAGAACAGCAGCCCCGGCACGCCCAUCCUGCAGCUGCGGGCCGCCGACGCCGACGUGGGGGUGAACGGGCAGAUCGAGUACGUCUUCGGGGCGGCCACGGAGUCGGUGCGGCGCCUGCUGCGCCUCGACGAGGCGUCCGGCUGGCUCAGCGUGCUGCACCGCAUCGACCGCGAGGAGGUGAACCAGCUGCGCUUCAGCGUGGCGGCCCGCGACCGCGGCCAGCCGCCCAAGACCGACAAGGCCACGGUGGUGCUCAACAUCCGCGACGAGAACGACAACGUGCCCGCCAUCGACAUCCGCAAGAUCGGGCGCAUCCCGCUGCGCGACGGGGUGGCCAGCGUGGCCGAGGACGUGCUGGUGGACACCCCCGUGGCGCUGGUGCAGGUCUCCGACCGCGACCAGGGCGAGAACGGCGUGGUGACCUGCACCGUGGUGGGCGACGUGCCCUUCCAGCUCAAGCCGGCCAGCGAGGGCGAGGGCGAGGCGCAGAACAAGCGCAAGUACUUCCUGCACACCUCGGCGCCGCUGGACUACGAGGCGGUGCGCGACUACAGCGUGGUCAUCGUGGCCGUCGACUCGGGCAGCCCCAGCCUGUCGAGCAACAACUCGCUGCUGGUGCGCGUCGCCGACGCCAACGACAACCCGCCCGUCUUCGCGCAGGCCGCGCUGGAGGUCUCCUUCCCCGAGAACAACGCCCCGGGCGAGCGGGUGGCCACCCUGCUGGCCACCGACGCCGACAGCGGCCGCAACGCCGAGCUGGCCUACUCGCUCGAGGGGGCGCCCCUCUCCGACGACGCCCCCGCGGGGCUCUUCACCAUCGACCCGGACUCGGGCGACGUGCGCGUCCAGGCCGCGCUGGACCGCGAGCAGCGGGACACCUACCGGUUCCAGGUGACGGCCCGCGACAAGGGCGCGCCGUCCCUGCAGGGCUCGGCCACCGUGCUGGUGCGGGUGGCCGACCGCAACGACAACGAGCCGCGCUUCAUGCAGGACCUCUUCACCUUCUACGUCAAGGAGAACCUGCCGCCCAACAGCCCCGUGGGCAUGGUCACCGUCAUGGACGCCGACCGGGGCCGCAACGCCGAGCUGAGCCUGUCCAUCCAGGCGGGCGAGCGCGGCGCGGGGGCGCCGUCCGUCUUCUCCAUCGAGAACGCCACCGGCACCAUCUUCAGCACCGUCUCCUUCGACCGCGAGCUGCAGACCAGCUACACCUUCAGGGUCAAGGCGGUGGACGGCGGCGAGCCGCCCCGCUCGGCCACCGCCACCGUGUCCCUCUUCGUCAUGGACGAGAACGACAACGCGCCGGCCGUGGCCGCGCCGUCCAACAGCUCCUACACCGUCCUGCCGCCCUCCAGCCACCCGCGCACCGUGGUGGCCGCCCUGCAGGCCCGCGACGCCGACGCCGGCCCCAACGCCGAGCUGAGCUACCGCCUGGUGGGCGGCAACCCCUUCCGCCUCUUCGAGGUGGACCCGUCGAGCGGCGUGGUGUCGCUGGUGGGCAAGCUGGCCGCCCGCCACCACGGCCUGCACCGCCUGGUGGUGCAGGUCAACGACAGCGGCCAGCCGCCCCAGUCCACCACCGCCCUGCUCCACGUCUUCGUCAACGAGAGCCUGGCCAACGCCUCGGCCGUCGAGGGGCAGGUGGCGCGCAGCCUGCAGGCGCCGCUGGGCCGCGACAUCGCCGGCGACCCGGGCUACGAGCUGGGCAAGCAGCGGCUCAGCAUCGUGGUGGGCGUGGUGGCCGGCGUGGUGGCCGUGGUGCUGCUCCUGCUGGCCGUGGGGCUGGCCCGCUACUGCCGGGCGCGGGGCCAGCGCGGCGGCUACGAGGCCGGCAAGAAGGACCGCGAGGACUUCUUCACCCCCCAGCCCCACGACAAGGCCAAGAAGCCCAAGAAGGAGCGCAAGGGCAAGAAGGGCGGCAAGCAGCCCCUCUACAGCAGCAUCGUCACCGUCGAGGCCUCCAAGCCCAACGGGCAGCGCUACGACGGCGUCCACGAGAAGCUCUCCGCCGACAGCCCGGCCCUCAGCCGCUACCGCUCCGUCAACGGCGGGCCCGCCAGCCCGGACCUGGCCCGCCACUACAAGUCCAGCUCGCCCCUGCCCACCGUCCAGCUCCACCCCCAGUCGCCCACCGCCGGCAAAAAGCACCAGGCCGUGCAGGAACUGCCCCCGGCCAACACCUUCGUGGGCGCGGGGGACAACAUCUCCAUCGGCUCCGACCACUGCUCCGAGUACAGCUGCCAGGCCGGCGGCAAGUACAGCAAGCAGCCGUUCCGUAGAGUGACGUUUUCAGUUGUGAGUCAGCCCCAAGACCCGCAUCAAGGGUCAUUGCAGAGUUGCUAUGACAGCGGUCUGGAGGAGUCAGAAACACCAAGCAGUAAGAGCUCUUCCGGGCCAAGGCUGGGUGCCCUUCCACUCCCAGAGGACAACUACGAAAGGACUACGCCGGAUGGCAGUGUUGGUGAGGCAGAGCAUAUGGAAAAUGAUUCAAGACCUUUACCAGAUGUAGCCCUGACUGGGAAGUGCACACGGGAAUGCGACGAGUACGGCCAUUCGGACUCUUGCUGGAUGCCAGUUCGCACUUCGCCCGAAAGGAAGCAGAAGAGCCAGCCAAAACUCUCUACUUUCAUGCCCGUCGAUGAACGGGGCAGUCAAGAGAAGCUGGCCAAUGGAGAAGCCUCCAUCAUGGGUGACCGCAACAGAAACCUCCUGAACAAAAAGUUGACCUCAUCCUAUGAGACCUUCAGUGCGGCUAGUUUCAGCAAAAACGAGGAAGCCAACCCAGAGGAUAUUCCCCUCACUCAGACCGGGGAAUACAAGCCAUCUCCUGUCAACACUUUAACUAGAAGGGAAGUUUACCUUUAGGCGACAAAGAAGCAACAAUGCGGUUCUCUCACGUGUAAGAAGGGAAAUUUUAAAAAAAGGCAAAAACCUAUCAAU
This is a messenger RNA of Euleptes europaea (tarantolino), 3882 nucleotides long. It is a transcript of the gene PCDH7, whose product is annotated as protocadherin 7. Lineage: Eukaryota; Metazoa; Chordata; Lepidosauria; Squamata; Sphaerodactylidae. The transcript is spliced from 3 exons. Gene Ontology annotation, molecular function: calcium ion binding. Gene Ontology annotation, biological process: homophilic cell-cell adhesion. The coding region runs from base 1 to 3807 and encodes 1268 amino acids. Gene Ontology annotation, cellular component: plasma membrane. The record is from RefSeq and is a predicted model, not a curated record.